Molecule: messenger RNA, 1946 nt
Organism: Betta splendens (Siamese fighting fish)
Lineage: Eukaryota; Metazoa; Chordata; Actinopteri; Anabantiformes; Osphronemidae
Product: lecithin retinol acyltransferase-like
Exons: 6
Coding region: 99-1412 (437 amino acids)
Biological process (GO): retinol metabolic process
Molecular function (GO): phosphatidylcholine-retinol O-acyltransferase activity
Source: RefSeq, a predicted model, not a curated record
CCCCCCAGCCUCCCGGAGCAGGACGCGUCUCCAGGGCACAGAAGGACGCAGACGCGGCUCGCUCCGUCCGUUUCCGCCUGUGGGAGCGCUUUGCAGCCAUGUUGGACACGCUCAUCUUCCUGCUGGAGAAGCUCUUCCUGCUCGCGCACGUCAAGCUGAGCAGCCUGCUGCCUCCUCGGGGCCGCAGCUGCGAAGACGCGCCCUCCUCCAGGCGCUGCGACCGGGACGACGCCGCGCCGUGGCUCCAGUUCCAGCGCGGAGACCUGCUGGAGGUCCCGCGGACGCUCUUCACGCACUUCGGCAUCUACCUGGGCGAGGACCGCGUGGCGCACCUCAUCCCCGACGUCCUGCCGGCGCUCACCGCCGACAGCCGCCACAUCCGAGAGAUGGUGAGCAACACGCGGCUGCUGCUCGGGGUUCUGUCCAAGCGCGCCAGCGUCCGCGUGGACUCCGUGGAGGACUUCGCGUACGGAGCCGGGAUCGUGCCCAACGCCUUGGACCGAGCCGUGGUUCCGAGCCCGCUGUGCGCGGAGGAGGUGGCGGCGCGCGCGGAGCGGCUGGUCGGCCCCGUGUCCUACAGCCUGCUGUGGAACAACUGCGAGCACUUCGUCACCUACUGCCGCUACGGGACGGCGCGGAGCCUGCAGACCGAGAAGACUGAAUCCACCCGUGAGGCGUCCGGCGCCACGUUCCCCUCUCUGUCUCCUCUGCAGCUCCUCGCUCUGCUCUUCAUCUCUGUCCAGAGCCACAACCCAGAAGAACAGAGGAGGAAGAGGGAGGAAGAGGAGGAGGACGACCGGGCGGGAGAGAGGAGUAAAUACGACCGGGGGUUCAGGAGAGGAGACCUGCUGGAAGUUCCCCGCACGCUCUUCACACACUUUGGGAUCUACCUGGGAGGAGACAGAGUGGCUCAUUUCAUCCCAGACAUCGUGCCCGUGGUGUCAUGUGACCAGCGUCGGGUCCGGCAGAUGGUGACCAACACCAGGCUUCUACUGGGAGUUCUGGCCAAGUGUGUCUCCUGUGUCCCACUCUGCAGCGCGAGAGUGGACUCUGUGGACGACUUCGCCUACGGGUCGCAGGUACUGAUCAACACCAUGGACGCGGUGUGCAGCCGGCCGGCGCUGCCCAGCGAGGACGUGGCCCGCAGCGCGGAGCGGCUGCGGGGCCACGGCGGCUACAGCCUGCUGUGGUACAACUGUGAGCACUACGUCAUGUACUGUCGCUACGGCGCCGCCGCCAGCUUCCAGACCUUCCAGUUCUGUAAGACAGUGAGGAAGCUGGUGCUGAGCCGGCGCGUCGCCAUGGUGACGGCGGUGCUCGGGGCCUGUGUGCUCCUCUGCCUCCGAGCCGUGAGCAUCUGGACCGGACCUCUGGCCGUCCUGCUGCCCUUCGUCAUCUGGAUGGCCUCGUAGCCAACUGGGCCCAGACGGAAGGCGUUUCUGCUGAGUUUGUAAAGAGCCUUGAGAUGAACCUCGUGAAGUGGCACCACAUUAAUAAAACUAACUGAACUGAAACUCUGGGGGCGGCUCAAGUGGAAGUUACGGUUCCUCGAUUAUUUUAAGCAAAAUUCAAACAAUUAAAACGUGAAUAUACGUAACAUUAUCUGUCUGCUGCUUUAAAUGUUGGUUACGUUUUGAGAGGAGGUGGUGAGAGGUGCAGCAGGUAAUAGUGUUAUGAUUAUGUUAGUUUCAUUCAAACUAACUCCUGGCAUGAUGCAUUUUGCAGAGAAUCAAGUAGAAUUCAAAGCUGGGACCACAUUAAUGUUUGAAAUGAUUUCCAGUUGUCUUCAAAAUGUUGUUAUGCUAGAUAAUUAAAGUUAUGUAAUUAAGGUUAGAUAAUUAAAGUUAGGUAAUUAAGGUUAGAUUAAGGUUAAUUAAUAACUGAGCCAACUUGGAGCCGUGGGAGCAGAACAUGAACCCUCCAACUAACACAGACUCCUGACGAGA